Molecule: messenger RNA, 5475 nt
Organism: Symbiodinium sp. CCMP2592
Lineage: Eukaryota; Dinophyceae; Suessiales; Symbiodiniaceae
Source: the annotation of a GenBank genome assembly
AUGGGCCAACAUGUUUUCACGGGAGGAGACUCGAAGUUUUUUGGGAUCAAGUGGAUGUCCAGGGCCCUCGUCUCGUCGUCUGCUGGUCUUAGUCUUACCUCUCUGCUUCUCCACCUCGGUCGACUCUUCGAACACUCUCCCGAGCCUACCUUCCUGAACUGUCCCGUCUGUCCCGUUCCUGCCCUGGACUUUCUGGAUUCUGCCUCCUGGCAACUUCACGGCCCUUCUGUGCUGCUCGGGCUGGCCCUUGGACUUUGCCUUUUUCCAGCUCUCGAGCUCAUCCUGCCCUACGUUGACUGCUUGGAACGCGCGAGUUUCUCCUACGUUGCCGGACAGCACCGUGGGAGCUCAGGUAGAGAUCGUCUGCCCCUCCAGUCCCGGUUGUGGCUAGACAUCAUAGCAGUGUGUGCAGCGGCCAAUUUGGCCUUGCCUGACGAGGCUGGUGCAGAGGUCAAGGUGCAUUGUGCAGUUGUUGGGGAUAUCAAGGGAAAGCUGUUGAUAUGCUUGCCCGGUGCAGCCUGGCACCGUGUGGUGGCGAAGAGGACGGUGCCAAAAGGUUUUCUUACCCGAGUGUUUGGAGCAGAAGUGGCAGUUGUUGCCAUCACCGAUCGUGCGGUGGAGAUUGCAGGGCAGAGCGUGAGAGUCUGGCUUGGCUAUUGCGAGCCCGAGGCGGAAGGUUCCAUAGAGGGAAGCGAUGCCACUCCAACGGUGCCGUUUGGGGCGCUCCCAACAGGCGAGCUCCUCGUGCCUUCCGUCGACGUGUUGGCCGAGCUAUGGCAAGCCCAGCAAACUGGAGGCUUGAGCACUCCGAUGCAAUCAGCUUCAGAAGGACAGGCUGGUGGAGACGGCGUUGCAGACCGUCUGGCUGCCAUAGAGAAGGCAGUUGCUACGCUGACCGCUUCUAUGGCGGCUGGUGCGGUUCUUGGGUCCACUCCGAAGGCCGCCCCGGCAAAGCCUACCGCGGGAAGGGCUGGGCGAAGCAGCCACUUGCGGCCUCCUCCCGGUGUCGACGAACAGGCGUUGGGUCCUGCUGGAGCUUACCCAGGUUUGGACCGUGGUGUCGUCGCGGCUGCUUUGGCCGCUGGCGUUCAAUCCGAUGCUCUGGCGCAGAUGUCCCGCCUAGUUUCCAGCAGUGGCUUUUCACGUCUCAAAGCCGAGCCCAAGAUCUCGGCCGCCACGAACCGCGGCGACAAAGCGAGUCCACUCGAGGAGUCGGGGGACGAAGACGCGGACCCUGCAGGGCUUGGCGCUGUGCCCGAAGCCCCAGAGUUGCCGGAGGCAGCCGAUCCAGCCGAGGCUUUCGCGAAGGCCGUGGCCAAGUGUUUCGACUCCCUCCGCGGCAAGAGCAGUUCUGCCAAGGCUUCCGCUUUGGACAAGGCGUUGGACUCCGGCGCCGGUGGGUCGCUCGAUGGCUCAUUGAGCUCGGGACGUCGCAACGCAGCGGCGAGGCGAGCGCUGAGAGAGAGCCUGAUCACCGCUCCACAGGAGCUGUCUGCUCUGAUAGAAGGUUUGAUGGCCGAGGACCUUUGUGCUUCCACACCAGGCGCUGGUACUCCCGUUCUCACCUCGACGCGCGGAUGGCUCGAACACCGAUCUCGGAUCCAGGCCUACCCAACUAUGGUGCAUCUUGUUUGGGCCAUAGGAGGGGCCUUGGACUGCCUGCGGUCUGGUCAGAUCGAACAGGCCAGGGCACGACUCAACCUGGCCAUCCUCCAAGCAGAUCAAGCCUCAAUAGACCGAGGCAGUUGGCUUCUGAGCCAGGAACUGAGUCUCGAAGUCGGGCCGCCCAUGUCUUCCUUCAAGAAACACGAGAUUGCGAGCUCCUCUGCCGAUCCAGUUUACUCUCGCUUGCUGGCCUUUGGUGAACACUCCGAAGGUUUGUGGAAAAAGCGGAAUCUGGAGCACCUCGUGUUUGGCAGUUUUUUCCCUUUGACGUUUCAACCAGAAGACUACGGGAGGAUUGGGCACAAGGUUGAAGGCCAAGCAAAAACGUUGGAGGCGCUCAGCAGAGCAGCCGCUUCCGUGUGCAGGAGCUUUGCUGGGUACCUCCCUCGCAGCACUACUGUUGCCGGUGUCACGGCGCCGGGGCCGUCCCCUGCGCUGAAAGUUGGCACUCUUGCCGGAAAACCUGACAUUGCUGCCAUGCCGAUCGUGGCCGACCGCGUUAAGCUGCCAGCUUGUCCUGCCUUUGCUCCCGCGCCUUUCAUGGAUCGCACAACAGCGGAGUUUUUUAACAGACCCUUAGAUUUUGCUCGGGUCCCCGAUCCCCUUGCUGAGAAGCCUCCUUUCGUAAAGAUCUUGGCCGAUCCUCAGCAAAAGCUGCUCCUUCUGAGAGCCUUGGCUCGCUCUGGUCGACUUGAGCCGCUCUCUUGCGUCCCGCAAGAGCGCGCGGCUUGGGGAGCCGGCCUGUUCGCAGUUGCCAAGGACGGCGAACGAGACCGUCUCGUGCUGGACGCUCGCCCCGCUAAUGAGCUUGAAAACUUUCCGGGUCGUUGGGUCCAUAGUUUAGCUAGUGCGGCUUGCUUGAGCGGGAUAGUUCUACGUCAGGAUGAGGUGCUGCUGAUGUCAGGCACUGAUCUCCAAGACUGUUUUUAUCAGUUCGCGGUGACAGAGCAGCGGGUGACCCGGAACCACCUGGCGUGCGAGCUCUCUCCUUCUGAUGCCGCCUUUGUCUUCGAGCGGUCGCCGGAUGCCUUCCGUGACUUCGGCAAUCCUGUGCUGUGCGGCCUUUCUUCUCUCGCCAUGGGCGACUCGUCUGCUUGCGAGUUCGCUCAGUGCAGCCACCUAGGCUUCGCCGCCUCCUCGAGGCUUGCUGUCUCGGUGGGACUCGUCAUAGAUGAUUUGAUCAUUUUGCAGAAGUGUUUGGAGGCCGAGCUCCAGGCAGCGAGAGCCUCUCCUGGCUCCUCCGCGGGUGCCGUUCGGCUGCAUUCAGCCCUUCGGUCGUACGACGGUGCGAAGCUUCGGUACAGCGAGAAGAAGACUUUUGAAGACAGCUUGCACGCUUCGUUUUGGGGGAUCAGCUGCUGUGGCCGAUCGGGGCUCAUCCGUGCAAACCCAGCGCGUUACUGGCCUUUGGUCCUGAUCACUCUGCGCGUCCUCCAGCUCGGGCUCGCUACGCGGGGCUUGCUUGAGAGUCUCCUCGGAUCUUGGGUCUCGGUUUUCAUGUUGCGCCGGCGUAUGUUGAGCUUGGUUGAGCUGUGCUUUAAAGCGGUGCAGGGCGGCUCCGCGCAGACCAUCUUGCGCCUGUCUCCCGAGCUGAAGUCCGAACUCGCUUCCUUCGUGUGCCUUGGGCACCUUGCGGUCGUGGACUUGCGUGCCCAGCCUUCCGGGACCAUCAUUGCCACUGAUGCUUCCAGUUCGUGGCAAGCUGCUGUGUCAGCCGAGAUUUCGCCUGCUGUUGUGGCCGAGUUUCAGCGCCACUCGUUGCAAAAGGGGGCAUGGACAAAGCUGUUGACACCGCCCUCGGCUUGGCUUAAGGAGCACAACCUUCUUGAGCCCGAAUCUGAGCUUCCUGGUGACUUCGAGUUCUCCGCACAUCCUGUGGCCGAGGCUUUCGCUAGGGUGUGCCUAGGUUGCUUAGUCAAAGGCCGGAGUGCAAGCCCCAUCCUCAACCGAAAACUUCGGGCUUCUCUGGGUCCGCUUCUCGGCAGUCGGCUGUUUCCCUGCCACCUCUUCUUGCCUUCAGCUUUGAACCCGGGCGACGACCCAACGCGAAACACUCAAGUUAGAUUGCCGUCUUUGGCAAAGCCUGACUGGUGGCGUGCCUUGGAGGUCGGGGACACUGGGCCCUUUGACGAUUUCCUGGCGGCGGCCGGUGCUGACUCUGAUGCGAGCGCCCGUUUUGUGCAGGAUGACCUCUGCCUCUUGGGUGCCUCUCGCCCGGCCGUUUUGAAGUCGAACCGUGAGCGCGGGCUCUCUGCUCGCAUGCCCAGGCCACUUCGGCGAUCUCCUGAGGCCGUCGUGCCUUCUGCGUGGGUGGACUUGUCUGAGGGCAGCGCUGUCACUUCUGCCACCGUGCGCUCUGUGAUGGCGCUGCAAGCGUUUCCGGUUGAUCUGUUCAGGUGCUCUCCCGGGCAAGCGCUGGAUUUGACACAGCUUGGCGUACUGGUGCUGUACACUUCGCAGGUGAGUGUCGUGAACGCCUUCCUCCGUGCAGGGGCCCCUUGGGUGCUUGCUUUUGAUGCCCAAAGAGGAGCCGAUCAAGACCUUUCGUGCCCUGAGCUUCGGUCCAAGUUGGAAGCUCUCAUCUCGGCCGGUGCUUUUCGGAUAGUGGGCGCUCGCCUUCUCUGUUCUUGCAAAACUCGUCACCUGCGGCUCGUCGGCCACUCCCCUGCUGAGAGGCUCCCGUGGACUUCUGUCGCCUCGCGAGUUCCGGCUGGGUUCGCCGAUGCCAUUGCAGUGGGUUUGUGCAGUGCUGCUCAGUGGAACGCUCGCCGAGCGCUGGAUGCCGCGGCUUGUGCAAAGCUUGGCAACUGUUGUCGGGUUGGUGAAGCUAAGAAUCCCGGCCCUCGCAGGCGGUCAGUUCGUCCUCCCGGUGAUCUGGAAUCACAGCCUUUGCAGUCUCAGACUUCGCUCUUCUUGGGCGAUUCGGCGUGGCGCUCCUUCCUCUCGUGGGUCUCCUGUCACCUGUCUGUCGAUCCGGUGUCCCUGUUCGUCUGCUGUCCCAUCCUCGCCGCCAUGGCUCUGCGAGCGUAUGGUAAUCAUCUGUACUGCAGCGGCGGGUCCAAGCACAGCUUCAGGUACACUCUGGUUGGGGCUCAGCGAGCCAUUUUGACUCUGCGAGGUUGUCUUGCUCCUGCUUGGGAGAUCUUGACGAGGUGGGAGGCGGCUGAACCGACGAUACACCGGACUCCUAUUCCGGAGCCCCUGUUGCGAGCGAUGGUCUGCAUCGCGUGGCUUGGUGGCUUCAGGAGGUGGUGUGGCUGCGCUCUCCUUGCCUUCUACGGUAUGGCGCGGAUUGGUGAAGUUUUGUCCUGCGAGCGACGGCAUUUGGUGUUGCCUGAGGACCUCUUCGACUUCACCCCUUCGGCCUUCCUGCGCCUCGACUCUUCCAAGACGUCGUUGCGCGGGAGGCCGCGGGUACAGCACAUUCGCGUUGAUGACUCGGAGGCUCGUUUGCUCAUCAAGCAUGCGUUCGGCAGCCUUGCUCCUGGUGACAAGCUAUUCCCGUUCAGCCAUGCUGCUUUUCGCACGCGCUGGGACAAGUGUCUCGCGUCGCUGGGACUUCGAGGUCUGGUCUCUGUAACUCCGGGCGGUCUGCGAGGUGGCGGUGCCGUCGCACUGUACCAUCGCGGCCUCCCUGUAGCGGAUAUACAGUGGCACCUGCGUCUUAAGCACAUGGCUACCCUGGAGCACUACCUGCAGGAAGUGGCAGCUCUCACAGCCUUGAACGAGGCCACCGAGGAUGCAAAAUCAUAUAUUCGCACGGCUCUGCAAAUUUUUCCUUUUCUGGUUGCUACCGCCACCGCGCGCUGA